Molecule: messenger RNA, 6428 nt
Organism: Menidia menidia (Atlantic silverside)
Lineage: Eukaryota; Metazoa; Chordata; Actinopteri; Atheriniformes; Atherinopsidae
Source: the annotation of a GenBank genome assembly
CUUCCAUUAUGUUUUUGAGGACCCGUUAUCGUUUAUCUCCGCAUUUUGUUUUAUUCAACCCAGUUGGCGGGUUACAGCAAAAUAGUUGAAGGUUUGUAGUUUUUCGAAGCCGAAGGGAAGGGACAAGAGAGACAUAUUGAACUACAUUUACCAGAAAGCCGAACCGCAGAUUGACUUCCGACUAGCGCCUGUACAGUACAGUUGUUAGCUAACAUUUUGGACUGUCUGGAACAGUAGGAUGGGUGUAUCGGACUUGCAGUUUGACACAAAUGCAGGCCCCGUUGUGGAUCUUUCUGCUCGGGGCAUGCAGAAGCUGGAUCCCACUUUCACUUGUUCUGAAGACACUCACACUCUUAUCUUGGAUCGUAACAACAUCAUGAAGCUGGAUCACCUGGAGCAAAGCCCGAGCCUACAGCAGCUAUCUGUGGCCAACAACCGGCUGGUGAGGAUGAUGGGGGUGUCUCGGCUGAUGGAGCUGAGAGUACUAAAUCUUCCAAAUAACAGUAUUGGCUACAUUGAGGGACUACGAGACCUCCCAAAUCUUAAAUGGCUCAACCUGUCUGGUAACAAUAUCAAGGUCAUUGAGCAACUUAACAACUGUGUGUCCCUUCAACACUUGGAUCUGUCUGAUAACAACAUAUCUACCAUCGGUGAUCUGACCAAACUGGCGGCAUUGAAGACACUUUUACUUCACGGGAACAGCAUAACAACCCUCCGUAUGAUUCCUGCUCAUCUUCCUGCCCACUUAUCCAUCCUCUCCCUGGCAGAAAAUGAGAUAAGGGACCUUAACGAGGUGUCAUAUCUCGCGUGUCUUCACGAGCUGGAGCAGCUGUCUAUUAUGAGCAACCCUUGUGUCAUGGCGACACCCUCGCUGCCUGGUUUUGAUUAUCGACCGUACAUCAUGAGUUGGUGCCUGAGCCUGAAGGUCCUUGAUGGCUAUGUGGUGACACAGAAAGAAGGUCUGAAAGCCGAGUGGCUCUACAGUCAGGGUAAAGGCCGCUCAUAUCGCCCUGGACAGCAUGUUCAGCUGGUCCAGUACCUGGCCACAGUUUGCCCUCUGACCGCAUCACCAGCCCUGGAGACAGCAGAAGAUGCCAAACUGGAGAAGAUCCUCAGUAAGCAGAGGUUUCAUCAAAGGCAGCUGCUAGAGGAGACCCAGGGUGGCUGUUCCAGCCUUCCUCGUCCCACACAGCUGGAUGUAGAGAAGCACAGCCCCUCACGUGCAGUUCCACAGGGGGGAGCUGAAGAGGGGAAUAAGAUCACACCACCUGGACCGUCGGCCGCUCCAUCAGUCCAAGAAACCGAGCCUGUCGUGCAGUUCAACACCUGGGUGAGCUGCGACUCCUCCCAUCCAUCGCAGCCGGUGGUUCGCAGCCCGAAGCUCGCAGGGGAGCAGCUUUAUUUAGAGGACGUGCAGGCCGACGAGGAUAAGCUCAGCAGCAGCAUGCUUUCCUCAGAGUCCACCUUUCUUCCCUUCACUUCUGACCUCGAGCCGAUGACCACCCAGUCUGACAGCGAGGACGAGACGGAGACCUUCGAGCUCGAUUCGCUGGCCCCACAGCGGCCGGCCCCGGCCAGAAGGCCAAACACAGAGGAGAGGCAUCGCUCGUUCCCAGCAGAGAAGAGCAAUAGGAAGACUUUAGAAGAGGAGGUUACUUCUGUUUCCACAACGCCCGGGUCCCUAGUGGCCAGGGUCGGCGCGCAGAGCGAUCCAGAGACAUCCCCUGACUUUGGUAAAGUGGAAGUAAAAGAAGCUCCUAAGCAGGAGGAAGCGCAGAUAUGUGCAAGUCAACCAAGCCCGAUGGAAGCAGGCAAGGCAGCAAUUAAAAUACAGUCCUGGUGGCGGGGAAACUACACCCGAUGCUGCAACCCCGCAGCCAGAGAGGUGCGCUGCGAAAUCCGACUGCGCAGGAUGCAAGAGCACAUCCUUUUCCUGUCUGACAAGUUAGACAUUGUGCAGAAGCAGUAUGAGGAAGAGCGGUUGCAAAGGCUGGUCCAGGAGGAGGCUGUUAAGUUUCUAUGGAAAGAGCUCCAGUCUGUGCAUCAGUGGAAACAGUCUGUCGGGCAGCAGCUGGCAGCCGUGACUCAGGCCGUCGCAGCUGGCCAGCUCUCAUCGCCGGCAGCCUCUAAGUUGUCCCCGGCGGCUGCCCACGGCAACGCGGGCCCACUCAGCACGGACGCCUCCAUCCCAGACUCCGGCUUUCAGUCCACCAGUGACCAGCAGGCAGUCCAGGAGGACAGCUUCCUGAGCAGCGGAACGGCCGAAUCUCUGAAGACGGUGCGCGCCCUGAGUCCGCUUCUAAGCGGCCUGGCUGGUGGCAGCAACGGUGCGGACAGUGCAGACUGCAGCCUGCUGGAGCAAUACCUGUCAUCGGUACAGCAGAGGGAGGAGGAGGCCGAGGAGGUGAUUGGGGAUAAACUAGAAACACCACAGCCCUCCUCGCCAGUGUCACCCAGCAGGACAACGGCCAGCACCUCCCCCACAGAGCAGCCAGCAGAGGCCUCUCCUGUCUCUGCCGUUGGUGGGUGAAAUGAUGCUGCCGUUGCUGGGGUGACGACGACUGAGGCAGGGCCUGAUCAUGGGAAACAGAAGGGGGCCACCAUGUGCCGAAAUCUAUCCAAAUAUGGCCUGGUCUUCCUCUUCUUAGCGCUGUUCGGCUUCAUCUUCCUCCUCUGCAAUAUUCACACCAUCGAGAACUGGAACUGCCACACACUUUCAGCCCUCUAUCAGCUUCAGGGUCGGAUCCACUCAUCCUUUUUGUCAGCCAGCCUCCCUGCUUUUCACCACAACCGCACCUUCUGCGCCCGCCUGGGCCAGAAACCCUCCCCGGAAGAUGAGCUGGAAGAGCGCUACCUGUUGGACUCCAUCGCGUGGCCCAGCCCCCCGCCUCGCCGGUCACCCGCCAGCCUACGCCAGACGAGCGACCCUGUGCACAGCCUGUUCACCGUCCUCCCCGCCGAGGGAGGAAGGGAGUGGCGCCUGGGCGAGCACCUGGAGGUCCUCGUCCAAAUUCACGACUUCCAGGGCCGUCCCAAGAACUACGGCGGGGAUUUCCUCAUAGCCCGGCUGCACUCUCCCGAGCUGGGGGCAGGUGUAGCCGGGCUGGUGGUGGACCACAACAAUGGCUUUUAUUCCUGCCUGUUCCCGCUGCUGUGGGUGGGAGCGGCGCGGGUGGAGGUGACGAUGGUGCACUCCAGCGAGGCCGUGGCCGUGCUGCAGCGGCUGAGGGAGGAGCGGCCCGAUCGGGUGUUCUUCAAAAGCCUGUUCCGGUUGGGCUUCCUGUCAGAGACUACCAUGUGCAACAUGUGCCUGCCCCCCGACCAGCCCCUGUGCAACUACACAGACCUGUACACGGGCGAGCCCUGGUACUGCUACAAGCCCAAGCUGCUCAGCUGCGACGCCAGAAUCAACCACGCCAAAGGGGGCUACCUAAAACACCUCAUCACCAACAAGGAGGCGCUGCUCUUUCAGAGUGGUGUAAACAUCAAAGUCCAGCUUCAUGCCUCAGGCAGCGACAGCAUCACCGUGCUGCCACGCUCAGAUGCAAGCGAGGGGAAGAGCACCAAUGUGAAAGCUGAGCACGACCGCAUCCCGACCUCUGGAUACUACUACGGGGAUUUGUGGUGGCCGUCGGGUGGCGCCACGAUGCGGCGGUUCGACGAGUCGUCAGCCGUCGCGCAGUGUCUGAGGAACAAGGUGAUCAACCUGUAUGGAGACUCUACUGUUCGGCAGUGGUUUGAGUACCUCAUCACUGUUGUACCAGAACUGAAGGAGUUUAACCUGCACAACCCUAAAAAGGUGGGGCCGCUCUUGGCGGUGGACAGCACCCACAACAUUCUCCUGAAGUACCGCUGCCACGGCCCGCCCAUCCGCUUCACCACCGUCACGUCCAGCGAGCUGCGCUACAUUUUCAACGAGCUGGACGGCCUCUCGGGGGGCCAAAACACCGUGGUGGUCCUCAGCAUCUGGGCCCAUUUCAGCACUUUCCCGGUGGAGGUGUACAUCCGGCGGCUCCGACACAUCCGGCGAGCGCUGGUGAGGCUGAUGGAGCGAGCGCCGGGGACGCUCGUGGUGGUGCGCUCGGCCAACCUGCAGGCCCUGGACGAGGAGGUGAGCCUGUACAACAGCGACUGGUACUCCCAGCAGCUGGACGCCGUGCUCAAGGCCAUGUUUAAGGGGCUGAAUGUUCUCAUCGUGGACGCUUGGCAGAUGACCUUAGCACACCACCUGCCUCACGCCCUCCACCCGCCCCCGGUCAUCGUCAAGAACAUGAUGGACGUGUUUUUGAACUACGUUUGCCCCGAGGAGAAACAGAGCCAGACAUAGAGGCGCUGAGAAAGGCUGUGAAGCCCAUGUUCGCCCCGUAGUUCCAAACAGCUCUUUGUUCCGAUUUUCCUUUCAAGUUUUUUCCAAAGCUGCGGACCCUUUAAACACCGUCCUUUCCGAGGUUAGCCAGGCUUUUGGCGCAGGCUGUUUACAGUGUGGUUUGUGUUCCGUUUUGAGCCUCACACGACUUAAUUUACCUGGGGAAUGCCAAAGACUUUGGCACAGCAGUUGUCCUUGCUUAUUUGCUGUUGCUACCAAAAAGGAGUUUCCUGCAUGUCCAACAUUCUUAUGGUUCUAUCUUCACAAAGUAUGUGUUUGGAGACACAUUGCUGCUUCUCAGUCCGUCCAUCGGUCCGUCCCCGCUCCAGAGAACCGAAAGAAUGUGCUGCAGGUAUUCUUUCGGAGUCUGAUUUCAAAUAAGAUGUGUUACGGUUCAUUGGUCGCUGCGUUUGUGUUGGAUAGAACGAAAGCUUUCUCACCAUUAUGAAGCAUCGUGAUCUCAGGGCUGUAGUCAGAGGUUUUAAUCAUGUGCAACAUUUGGCCAGAAAACCAAAUUUCGGGUCAAUAAAUUGGUUUAUACCAGUGGUGAGCAGUCAGGGCCCGUGAGGCCUUCUCCUUCCCCUAAAAUUUCAGAUGUUAUUUUAGGCUAAAACAAUAUCUGAAUCACCAACUGAUGUUAAUUCUAUUUUAUAUAAAUCACUGUAUAAGCUUUCUACAGUGACUUAGACAUAUGAGCCACAUGCCGCUGGUAUGCGUGUGCCUUUCCAGCUGCCAUCAGGAGCUGCUUUACAUUUGGAAGCUAAGUAUCCUUUACUUUGAGGAAAGAUUAAGUCAGAGCUGGGCGACACGACGCAUCCGUCAAGGUGAUUUCCCAUUUUAGAGAAUUGGUUAUCGUUGUUGCGAUUGUUUGCGAGCGAUGUUGGGAUGGGGGGGUCCUGUGUAGUCAUUUAGGCACUGCUUGAGUUUGUUUGUUGCGUGCUCAGCUGACAGGUGAUGCCUGCUGAAUGAUCACCAAAAAGUUAAUAUAAUUGGGGGAAAAUGGGAAUAGAAACAUGCACGACUGUGCAGAUCAACAAAUGUGUGAUUCACAACACACUGUUGAUCACGUAAAAUGCUGAUGGUCAGCAAGGACAUGGACACGAAAAGAGCACAUUUAAGAGGCAGAGUCUCUCAGAAAAGAAGUUGGACCAAGGUUCAGCGGUUGCUCAGCGUAAGAAUGUGAUGAGCUUGAAUAUUCAUCGUUCAUCUACGGCACGCAGUGUCAUCUACAUAUUCAGAGAAUAUGGAUGCAAAUCUGUGUGGAAGGUCAUCCUUUUCAGGAGAGGUCUUUUUUCACCAAUACCGUGCCCAUAGCCCAACCUGAGCAGCACAGUAAAAACGCUAGCUUUUCUGUGGGUGAGAACCCACAAUUACUAUUAAGAUAAGCAAAUCUACUGUAAUAUUAACUAUUAUUCGAAUGCUUGAUGCAUCAUGGCUAUUUUUGUUUUUAAUCAGGAUUUAUGCUGCUUUUAGAGAUAGAUCAACUCUCUGAACUAAACAUAACCAAACUUUUCGUUUUGAUUUGUACAGCAUGCUUCACAGUGUGUUGGUGGUAAGCCCCGUUGGUUCAAACUGGUUCAAGUUCCCAGUAGUGGGGGAGGGGUGGUCUUCUGUCUGGAGUUUGUAUGUGUGGGUUCACUCUGUUUACUCCAGGUUCCUUCCACCGUCCAAACACACGCAUGAGGAGGAUGCUAUGUUAAUUGAUGAUUCUGAAUACUUCACAGGAGUGAGUGUGUGUGGUUGUGUGUGUCUGUGUGUCCCUGUGAUGGACUGGCGACCAGUCCAGGGUGCACCCCGCCGUUCGCCCUAAAGACAGCUGGAUUGGGCUCCAGAGCUGUGACACUUCUUGGACUAAGCAGUGUAGAAAAUGGAUGGGCGAAUGGCAGACUAAAUAAAUUUACUACUCCAGCUGACAUGAAAUGUGUUAUCUGGAGACUCAAUUACACUAACGCUCACUUUAAUGGCCAAGUCAGACCAGGCUCAUUCAUUAAGUUCGACUACUCUUUUUCCACGUGAUGCUUUUUUCCUGAUCUGAAGCUGUGCUACAGUGUAAUAAACUGAU